UGAACCUCCUGGCCGGAGGCGGCAGCAGCGGGCGGCGGAGCCGGUACAAUGUAGCAGCGACAACGGAGUACAGUGUAGCCAGCCGGUCCGGUACAAUGUAGCGGCAGCCAGACAGAGGAGGAAGGGCGGAAGAAGGAUUCUGAGAAGUCCCGAGUGAUCUUUCUGCUCCCGUUCUAUUGAUCGGAACAGUCAUAUUACCAUGCCUAGGUGCAGGGAAGGCUGGGCAAUUGUGCGGCAAUGAUGAUUCCUCACUCAGGAUGAAAGGGUGGGAUGCUAUGGAAUAUGAUGAGAAGCUGGCUCGGUUCCGGCAGGCCCACCUCAACCCUUUCAACAAGCCGCUUGGACCAAGACAACAUGAACAGGAGCCCAGUGAGAAGUCCCAAGAAGUCACUUCUGAAGAGACUCUGCCUGAGCUGCCCACUGGGGAGCCUGAGUUCCACUACUCUGAGCGCGUGAUGGAUCUUGGCCUGUCUGAAGACCACUUUUCCCGCCCUGUGGGUCUUUUCCUAGCCUCCGAUGUCCAGCAGCUGCGGCAGGCCAUUGAAGAGUGCAAGCAGGUGAUUCUGGAGCUGCCAGAGCAGUCAGAGAAACAGAAGGAUGCUGUGGUGAGGCUCAUUCACCUCCGGCUGAAGCUCCAGGAGCUGAAGGAUCCCAAUGAGGAGGAACCCAACAUCCGGGUUCUCCUAGAGCAUCGCUUCUACAAGGAGAAGAGCAAGAGUGUCAAGCAAACCUGUGAUAAGUGCAACACCAUCAUCUGGGGCCUCAUCCAGACCUGGUACACCUGUACAGGGUGUUAUUACCGCUGUCACAGCAAGUGCCUGAACCUCAUCUCCAAACCCUGUGUCAGCUCCAAGGUUAGUCACCAGGCUGAGUAUGAGCUGAACAUCUGCCCUGAGACUGGGCUGGACAGCCAGGACUACCGAUGUGCUGAGUGCCGGGCUCCCAUCUCUCUGCGAGGUGUGCCUAGCGAGGCCCGGCAGUGCGACUACACUGGCCAGUACUACUGCAGCCACUGCCACUGGAAUGACCUGGCUGUGAUCCCCGCUCGAGUGGUGCACAACUGGGACUUUGAGCCACGCAAGGUGUCCCGCUGCAGCAUGCGCUACCUGGCAUUGAUGGUGUCUCGGCCAGUGCUCCGGCUCCGGGAGAUUAACCCUCUGCUGUUUAACUACGUGGAAGAGCUGGUGGAGAUCCGGAAGCUGCGCCAAGACAUCCUGCUCAUGAAGCCAUACUUCAUCACCUGCAAGGAGGCCAUGGAGGCACGCUUGCUGCUGCAGCUCCAGGACCGACAGCAUUUUGUGGAGAACGAUGAGAUGUACUCUAUCCAGGACCUCUUGGAGGUGCACAUGGGCCGCCUCAGCUGCUCGCUCACUGAGAUCCACACGCUCUUUGCCAAGCACAUCAAGCUGGACUGUGAGCGGUGCCAAGCCAAGGGGUUCGUGUGUGAACUCUGCAAAGAAGGUGACGUGCUGUUCCCAUUUGACAGCCAUACCUCUGUGUGCACCGACUGUUCAGCUGUCUUCCACAGGGACUGCUAUUAUGACAACUCAACCACGUGCCCCAAGUGUGCCCGGCUCAACUUGAGGAAGCAGUCACUGUUCCAGGAACCUGGUCUGGAUGUGGAUGUCUAGAACAUUGGAGGAGACAGCAGGCACCAUAUCCUCCCCUCUGGCUGUCAACCUGCUGGCAUUGCCAGCCAGGUGUUCAUUCUCCUCUGGAGACCCCGAGUGCAUUCUCUGGGCCUCUUCAUCUCUUUGGGGCCAGAAGGAAGUGACUGGUAGUCACAAGGACUCUCAUUCCCCAGGUGCUUGCUGAGACUUGGGAGUUCUAUGCCUGGCUGUUUAUUGGGUGUGCUGCUAAAAGGGGUCAGAAUGCUGCUCAUGCCCCACUGUAGGACUCCUUAGGCAGGGGAGCCUGGGUGUGACUCCCCAGGAAAGUGGGGAGUCAUUCUACUAUGGCACAGAGCCCUCCAGUCCUUUACAACCAAUCCUUCUGGGCCUUAGAGAGGGCCCUGCUCCUGUCUACACUACCCUGACAACUGGUCAGAAACUCCAGAGGCCUGUCCAGGGAGACCAGAGGAAGCCUUCUGACUGAGUUUUAUCUUUGCUGUAGAUAAUUUAGGUUCUACUUAGAGGCUUCUGUCCCUCUUAGCACCUUGUCUCCUUAGGGCUCCAGGUUUUCUCGGACUGGGGCUGUUCACAAUGGUGUCCCACGGACUGUCUCAGCAUCCUGAGAGUCCUCCUUCUCCUUAGUCUGUCAGUCCUGUGUGUUUCCCUGCCCUGUUUGUACAAUAGGGAGGGAGGGGUCUGUGGAGCUUUCUUGGCAGAUACACCUGCCAAGCCUGCCGUAGCCUAGUCCACUUCAUCCUGGUGCUCUGAGCUGGGCAGCGGGACUCAUCCCAAGGAAGAUAUCGCAGUCUCCAGUUACAUAGGUGGGACUGUGUCCCGGGAACAGGUUCAAGGUCAGGUUAGCUGGUCAGUUGUUGUUGGCCAGUGUGGCAUUUGGGGGACCAAAUUUUCCCACAGAAGUCUGUCCUGUUGCUGCAGAGCUCUGCUUAAAGAUGAUCAGUUACUGAGUUUUGAUUUAGAAGCCUGAGGCCAAGAGCUAGGAAUAUUUGCUUGAGAGAGACCCAAGCAGUAGCUCUGUGGCCCAUGCAGGAAAGUCUAGGCUUUGAAGGUAGGCAUGACCUACAGCUUUCCAGUGAGGCACAUUCCACCUCCAUGCACACACCCCAUAAAUCUUAGGGUUGAAGGUGUGUAGCGUCAAGGGGCUCUCAGAAUCUGCCUUCUGUCUUUCCUAGGAAGCAGGAAUCGUUUGCACCUGCCCCUUUACUCCCUGCCUGUGAAUUGCCUUUGACACACACAGGUGGUGGGCAGAGGCCAAGGAGUGUCACAACUUGGAUUUCCCUCACCUUUAAUGAGGCAUAAGAAGGGACGCCUCAACGAGCAGGAUGAAGCUUAGCUUGCUGGCCUGUCUGAGGGGUGGCUGGACGUACUGCCACCUCUUUCUUGCUCCUCUGUACCAUCAGGUAGCUUUACUUUUGCUAUCUUUUCUGUUUCAAUUUUCCCAUCUGGGAAAUAGGGAAAGUGGAGUUGACCUGCCUCAGGGUGGAAGAAUAAGGGUUCCUUUGCUUGUGAUGUGGGUCAGCAGCAGGUCCCUGUCCUGCUUCCUCUUUGGUGUUAAAGAGGGUCUUAAAACCAAAUGCCAUUUUCCCACACGCCCGAAUCUUUGUGUUUCUUACCAUUGUAUCACAUUUCUGUCCUGUGCUAUUGGCCCUUCCUGAACCUCCUGUGUAAUCAGCAUCACAUGUUCCCAGCUAUAAAUCAUAGUGUCUAAAGAAAUGUUACUAGUCUGGUGUUGGUUGAACAAAGUGUGGGGCCCCCUCUUACAAUACACUCCAAACCUCCUUCCUCAAUACCUCUUCUCUACCUUCGACUUCAGGAUGAUGUAGAUUUUCGUGGGUCCCUCUGUGAGUCUACAGUUUGGCAAGAAGAGUCUAGCAGGCCAAGUGGCGGCAGUAGUGAUGCAUGCCUUUAAUCCCAGCACUUAGGAGGCAGAGGCAGGCAGAUCUCUGUGAGUUCAAGGACAGCCUGGUCUACAGAGAGAGUUCCAGGACAGCCAGGGCUACAUAGAGAAACCCUGUCUUGAGAAAACAAAACAAAAAAAGGGAAAAAAAUCCAAAAUAAUAAUAACAAUAAUAAUUAAUAAUAAAAAUAAUAAUCUAGCCAGGAGCAAAAGCCCAUUUGCAUGGCUAAUACUUAUGGAAGAGUACACCCAGUGAUAUCCAGCAUGGAACCAGGGAGGCCCUGUCAUGACCAUGCCAUUUUCUCAGUCUCAUUAAAUAUGGGAUGUCUGGACUGGUGUAUUAUGAAUCUUGGAUAAAGCAGAGUUCAGACAUACAAGCCAAUUACAGAUUUAGGGAAACAUCUUGGCCUUCCCUAUUUUGUGGGUUUCAGUAUGAUAUUUGAGGAUAAAUAAUAUUUAGGGGUUCAUUGGGAGAAACAUUUAUAAUGGUGUCAGACAAGGCCUGAGCCUUUUCUGACAAUGUGUAGAGAAAUUUCCCAAUUUUUCUUGGUCUUCAUUUGGGUGAGAUGGGAUGCUCACACAUGGGGUUUAGGUUCCAGGAAUUUCACCUAUUUUACCAUUUCUCAUGUACUUGGCAUGCAAGGAAUGCUCUGUAAUAGGAACUUUGUUUCUCUGAAGUCCUCGAUUGUCUUGUUUACUUAAGUAUGAGACCAUCUGAUUGUAUAAUCAUGACACACUCAGCAAGAGCUCUACUUGAGCUCCUGGAAACAUCACUCAUCUCUGUAAGCCAGAUGCAGGAAAAGUGCCAUGAUUGCAGUUCAAGGCCAUGACCUUUGCCCUUGAAUAAUGUUUUCAAUGCACUGGCUUCAGAGGAACUACAAACACUCUUUCAGUAUGCCCCAGCAUGGUGGUGUACCCCCAAAGUCUGAACACUUGAAAGAAGGGAAUAUCCAGAGUCAGAGGUCAGCUUGGGACAUAGAGUGGGAUAAUGUUUUAUGAUUUUCCCCAAAUAAGACACCCUCAAACAAUUCAAUCUUCAUAGGCUAAAUUGCUGUUACCCUAUGCCAGAGAGAAGCCCACACACCCACAGAAGACUCUGGGUUGAGAUGCCUCCAACCACAGGUCGGGGACUGUAGCUGCACUUUGGAUGUCCUCCACCUAGGAAUGUACAGCUCCCUUUCAGGUUUCAAGUGUUAGUUUUCUUUUGAUGCUUUUUUUUUUUUUUUUUUUUUUUUUUUUUUGGUUUUUCGAGACAGGGUUUCUCUGUGUAGCUUUGCACCUUUCCUGGAACUCGCUUUGGAGACCAGGCUGGCCUCGAACUCACAGAGAUCCGCCUGGCUCUGCCUCCCGAGUGCUGGGAUUAAAGGCGUGCGCCACCACCGCCUGGCGAUGCUUUUAUUUUAAAGUAGGCAAAACUUCCUAUUUGGCCAUUUUCUGGAUUCCCUAAAUGUUAACAUUUUGCCCUGUUCAUUUUAUUUUCAUUUUCUGCAUGUACACUUGUGAGCAUGUUUGUGCAUGUGUGUAUGUGUGUGUGUAAUCAUUUGUUAUUACUUUUUAGAUAUUGCCCUUUCUAAAUUCACAUUUAUAUUCCUCUAGAAUAUUUUUUUUGGGAGGCUGGAGAAUUGGCUUAGUAGUUAAGAGCACUGGUUGCUCUUGCAGAGGACCUGGGUUCAUUCCUAGCACCCACAUGGCAACUCACAACCAUAUGUAACUCUAGUCCCAUAGGAUCUUAUGCCCUCUUUUGACUUUGUAGGCACCAGCCACGAAUGUGGUACACAUUCGUGUAUAUAUACAUGUAGGCAAAAUACUCGUACACAUAAAAUAAAAUAGAUAAAUUUAAAAAAAAAUUUUUUUUUCAGCCAGGCAUCAUGGUGCACACCUUAUUCCCAGCACUUGGGAGUCAGAGGCAGGUGGAUCUCUAAAUUCAAGGCCAGCCUGGUCUACAAGUUCCAGGACAGCCAGGACCACACAGAGAAACUCUAUCUCUAAAAACAAACAAACAAAACAAAACAAACAAAACCCCAAUAAAUAAGGAAGUAAGUAAGUAAAUAAAUAAAUAGUAUUUCAUGUCUUUAAUUCACCUAUUAAAGUUAAGAUUUUAUUCACAGGACUGGGUGUGGUGGUGCACACACCUUUAAUCCCAGCACUCAGGAAGCAGAGGCAGGUGGAUCUCUGUGAGUUUGAGGUCAGCUUGGUCUACAUAGAGAGUUCCAGGCCAGUCAGGGCUAUGUAGAGAGACCCUGCAUCAAAAAAACAAAAAACAGCAAAGCAGAAAGAUCAGUUCACACUGGAGUGCAGCUAAACUGGAAAAGAGCAUGUCUAGCAUGCAUGAAGCCUUGGGCUUGAUCUCUAGCAUAAACUGGGCAUGGUGGCACAGGACUGUAAUCCAAUACUCUCUGGAGGUAGAGGGAGGAAUACCAGGAGUUCACAAUGACCUUUGACUGCAUAAAUAUGUCUGAGGGCAGCUUAGACUAUAUGAGACUCUGUCAAAACAGAAACCAACUCAGGAUGCAGAGGCAGGGGGACCUCUGAGUUUGAGGCCAGCCUGGUCUACAGAGUGAGUUCCAGGACAGCCAGAGCUCCACACAGAAACCCUGUUUCAAAAAAUAAAAAAAAACAAGGCCAGGUGGUAGUGGUGCAUGUCUUUAAUCCCUGCACUUGGAAGGCAGAAGCAGGUGGAUCUCUGAGUUCAAGAAACCAACUCAGGAUGCAGAGCCAGGCAGAUCUCUAAGUUUGAGGCCAGCCUGGUCUACAGAGCAAGAUCCAGGACAGGCACCAAAACCACCAGAGAAGCCCUGUCUCAAAAAACAAAAAAAAUGCCAGGAGGUGGUUGGUGAAUGCCUUUAAUCCCAGCACUGGGGAGGCAGAGGCAGGUAGAUCUCUGAGUUCGAGGCCAGCCUGGGCUACCAAGUGAGUUCCAGGAAAGGCACAAAGCUACACAGAGAAACCCUGUCUCAAAAAACCAAAAAUAAAUAAAUAAACAAACAAAAAACCCCAAACAAAACAAAAUACAACCCAAGUUGCCUUUGCUCCUGCAAGGUCAAAUAUUUGAAUGUUUGACAAGUUGGUGGAACUGUUUGGGAAAGAUUAGGAGAUGUGGCCUUGUUGUGGAAGAUGUGUCACUAGGAGUGAGCUUUGCGGUUUAAUCAGGCCCAGUUUCUCUCUGCCUCCUGCCUGGGCAUCAGGAUAUAGGCUCUCACCUACUGCUCAGCACCAGGCCUGCCUGCCUGCCUCCACACUCCCGGCCAUGGUGGUCAUGGACUCACCCUCUGAAACUGUGAGCAAGCCCCCAGUUAAAUGCCCUGGUCAUGGUGUUUUAUCACAGCAAUAGAACAAUAGCCAAGACACCUGGCUAAGGUGGCGUACUAGUUACUUUUUCAUUGCUGUGCCAAUACUUGAUAGAGCAGCUUUAGCUGGGCAUGGUGGCACACACCUUUAAUCUCACCACUUGGGAGGCAGAAGCAGGUGGAUCUCUGAGUUCAAGGCUAGCAUGGUGUACAGAGUGACUUCCAGGACAGCCAAGACUCCACAGAGAAACCCUGUCUUU
Peromyscus californicus insignis is the source of this 7072-nucleotide messenger RNA. It is a transcript of the gene Def8, whose product is annotated as differentially expressed in FDCP 8 homolog. Bases 258 to 1631 code for a protein of 457 amino acids. The transcript has 13 exons. The record is from RefSeq and is a predicted model, not a curated record. NCBI's taxonomy places the organism in Eukaryota, Metazoa, Chordata, Mammalia, Rodentia, Cricetidae.